GAAGAAACUUUCAGGAUGUUUCUAGGAAAGUUUCUCGUGUUCCUCGCCCUCGUGGCCGUAGUGGCCGGAAACCCCGUAAACCAGACCGUGGACGAUGUCCUGGUAAAGAUGGACGGUCGCAUCGUGGGCGGUGAAGAAACUACCAUCUACCAGGCGCCCUACCAAGUGAGCCUGCAGGUAUCCGGUCAUCAUUUCUGCGGGGCCAGCAUAAUCGCCAAGAAUUGGGUGUUAACAGCCGGCCAUUGCACUACGUACGGCGCCAGCUCCUACCGUAUACGCUCUGGCUCGACCAACGUGAAUUCUGGUGGCAGCGUUCACCGUGUUCAACAAGUAAUUAGACACGAAAAUUAUGGGACCACGGAAAAAGGUAUCCCGAUCAACGACAUCGCUCUGCUUCGUCUGGUCGACUCCGACGCGUUCCAAUUCAACAGCGCUAGGAAAGCGGCUAACCUGUACCAGGGAAGUUCCGCAUCUCUCGUCGGCAAAUACGCUUUGAUCACCGGCUGGGGAAACACCAACUCGGGAACACCCGUGGUGCUCAACAAGGUCUCCGUACCCAUGAUCUCCAAGAAGCAAUGCGACAACGCUUACAAAACCAUAGGUGGAGUGCCUCAGGGACAGAUUUGCGCCGGUGUUAUGGCCGGAGGCAAAGACUCCUGCCAAGGGGACUCUGGUGGUCCUCUCUUCGUCGAUGGACACCUAGCGGGAGUGGUAUCGUGGGGUAGAGGAUGCGGAACACCAAACUUCCCGGGAGUUUACACCGACGUCUCCUACUUCCGUCAGUGGAUCCGACAAAAGACCGGUGUUUAA
This is a messenger RNA of Habropoda laboriosa, 810 nucleotides long. Its product is annotated as trypsin beta-like. The transcript has 2 exons. Lineage: Eukaryota; Metazoa; Arthropoda; Insecta; Hymenoptera; Apidae. The record is from RefSeq and is a predicted model, not a curated record. Bases 16 to 810 code for a protein of 264 amino acids. Gene Ontology annotation, molecular function: serine-type endopeptidase activity. Gene Ontology annotation, biological process: proteolysis.